AUGACUUCUCAAAAGAUUGAGUUAAUGAGGAGAAGUAUCCUGUCUCAAAAUGUUGUGAGUUUGAGAACUGAAAGAGUUUCGGAUUUUCCAAAAUUUUGCACAAUUCUUAAAAGCAUGAAUCAAUUGAGGAGAGUUGAAAUUUGUGGUCAUCACUUGAAAGGAGCAACAAUUAAACCAUUGACCAUGUUGAAACAAGUUACAGAUCUUGUACUAAAUGAGAAUGGAAUUAGUGAACUGGGUGUGAUUUACAUUUCUGGAAUGAUUCAAUUAAAAUCUCUCGAUAUUAGGAAUAAUGAAAUUAAUGUUGAGAGUGCCAAAUAUAUCACUCAACUGCGUAAACUACAAUCUUUGAGUGUUUCAGUUCGUAACAAUGAAGUUCUGACAUUAAUAGGUGGAAUGAAAAAUUUGACUCGAUUGAGGAUUGAUAGAAAUAACAUAGGACAUGAUGGAGCCAAAAUAAUCAGUAGAAUGAAGCAAUUGACCAGUCUGCAUAUUUCCAAUAAUUCACUGCUAUCUGAAGGAGCAAAAUUGAUAAGUAGUAUGAAGAAACUAACCGAAUUGGUCAUUACCAACAAUAAUAUUGGAAUAAUGGGAACCUUUUAUAUUAGUGAGCUGAAAGAAUUAACCAAACUUUGUAUUGGUUUUAAUUGUAUUGGAGAUGAAGGAGCCAAACAUAUUAGUGGGUUGAAAAAGUUGGUUGACCUUAAUGUCACUUGGAAUGAGAUUGGCCUUGCUGGUGCCAAGUCAAUUGGAGAAUUGAGAAAUUUAACUCAUCUUUCUGCGGGUGAGAAUGAUAUUCCAGCAGAAGGAGCUAAAGCAAUAAGUCAAUUAAGGAAUUUGACCUAUCUUGAUAUUGUAGGCAAUCCAAUAGGUGAUGAAGGAGGUUUAGCAAUUAGUGAAUUGACAAAAUUGACUACACUCUUCAUUGGCGUCUAUUCCUUGAGUAAUUGCUCAAUUGACCAACUCAAGAAAAUGAAGCAGUUAAGAGUAUCAGAUCUUCUUGAUGAUUAG
Molecule: messenger RNA, 1011 nt
Organism: Naegleria gruberi
Lineage: Eukaryota; Heterolobosea; Eutetramitea; Acrasida; Naegleriidae
Exons: 1
Coding region: 1-1011 (336 amino acids)
Molecular function (GO): protein binding
Source: RefSeq, a predicted model, not a curated record